This is a messenger RNA of Caretta caretta (loggerhead turtle), 962 nucleotides long. It is a transcript of the gene ATP5PF, whose product is annotated as ATP synthase peripheral stalk subunit F6. Gene Ontology annotation, cellular component: proton-transporting ATP synthase complex. Gene Ontology annotation, biological process: proton motive force-driven ATP synthesis. The record is from RefSeq and is a predicted model, not a curated record. Gene Ontology annotation, molecular function: proton transmembrane transporter activity. Lineage: Eukaryota; Metazoa; Chordata; Testudines; Cheloniidae.
AGAGCAAGGACUACAACUCCCGGCAUCCCCCACGGCGCCAUCUUCCACCCGCCAAUCAGCGGGCGCGGGGGCGGGACUUCGCUGAGACUUAACGGCCGGGUUAAUGCCCUAGGUUUCUCUGGCUCGGAAGUAGAUCUGCUCAUUUCUGGUGGUGAGUGGUUAGGGGCUGCUGCUGGCUCGGGAUUGUUACUGGAGCGUUCCGGCGGGCGCGCGGCGGCUCCAGCUGAAACACUCUGCGAGUUCAUCAUGAUUCUCCAACAGCUAUUCAGGUUUUCCUCCAUUUUCCGCUCUGCCAUCUCAGUACACUUGCGUAGGAACAUUGGCCUUUCUGCUAUAGUGUUUAAUAAGGCGAAGGAACUUGAUCCAGUUCAGAAGCUUUUUAUAGACAAGAUCAGAGAAUACAACAUGAAGAGCCAGAAAGCUGGCGGUCCAGCUGAUGUAGGCCCUGAAUACCAGAAAGACAUGGCUGAAGAAAUUGCCAAAAUUCAGCGGUUGUAUGGUGGGGGAGACCUGACCAAAUUUCCAGACUUCAAAUUUGAGGAGCCCAACUUUGAAGAGUCUCAAAAAUGAUGUGGUUGACAUCUGUAGUCCAAGCACUGGUGUCCUCUUUCUCAUGGAGUUGUUAAAUAGGCCAGAUGUUGUAAUGUAAUGUGGAGUUUCACUUUCAAAUACUUGUUUGACUUCUGAACUCAAUACUGUACAAGAACAACAUGAUUCUUGUGAACUGCCAUAUUCAUAAAAUUCACUCUUGGAGAUCAAAUAUAAAGUGCUUAAGUCUUUUAUCCAGUGUUUAAACACUAUUUACUGAAAUGACAUUUCAGUAUCCAAAUAAAACCAAAUGACCACUUAAGUGCAAAAUACAGUUAAUGAUAGCUUUCCUGUUGAAAAGAACUAUGCUUCCCUAGAUUUUAAUCACUUGUCAUUGAAAUCGUAUAAAAAUACAAUAAAGCCUGCAAAUAUGG